Messenger RNA from Peromyscus maniculatus bairdii (prairie deer mouse), 5432 nucleotides. It is a transcript of the gene Kcnrg, whose product is annotated as potassium channel regulator. Gene Ontology annotation, biological process: protein homooligomerization; negative regulation of delayed rectifier potassium channel activity. Gene Ontology annotation, molecular function: protein binding. The record is from RefSeq and is a predicted model, not a curated record. NCBI's taxonomy places the organism in Eukaryota, Metazoa, Chordata, Mammalia, Rodentia, Cricetidae. Gene Ontology annotation, cellular component: endoplasmic reticulum.
CUUUGCCUCCUGAGUACUGGGAUUAAAGGCGUGUGCCACCACCACCCGGCAGAGCUGUUUAUUCUUAGCUUAAUUCAGAUUGAGCCAUUAAAUCACUAAGGGGUUUCUCAAACCAGAUCAUGUUUUCUAAAAGUCUUUCCUCAGCCACAAGGGCUUGGUAAAUGUCUGUGGAGACAAUGGUUUUCUGUCGUCAUGAUUUUGUUUGAAAUACAGAUUUAUGUCAGGGUUUCAUGGAGAAUGAUUUCUUCAGUGCUGGAGGCAGAACUCAUGGCCUCACACACAUUAGGCAAGUCCUCUACCCUUGAACCACACUCCUAUUGCACGAGUGCUUUUUACUUCCUUGUUUUGUUUUUAGUGGAUUAUAGGAAAGGGAUCUAUCUGAAAUCAUGAGAUAUAUUGACAUUCUGUUUCACUUGCUGUUUCCAUUUUCUACACUGCAUGUCUCCAAGCAACUCACAUUUGCAAACACAGCUAUGGAUACACUAUUUGUCUUGACAAUAGUUACCUUGGAAUUUAGGUCUUGUUUUCUGUCUCCACUUUCCUGUUUCUUAAUCAUAUAUAACAUUAUGGUAGCAGGUUGAGUUAGAGGGUUUCUAUAAGUCUGUGUUAAUGGUUUGUAGCAUCUAAUGAGAAGCUAGGAAGAAUGAGUAGCCAGGACCUGGUCACUUUGAACGUGGGAGGGAAGAUAUUCACAACAAGGCUUUCUACCCUAAAGCAGUUCCCUACCUCUCGGUUGGCAGGCAUGUUAGAUGGCAGAGACCAGGAGUUCAAGACAGUUGAUGGCCAGAUUUUUGUGGAUAGAGAUGGUGCUCUGUUUAGUUUCAUUUUAGAUUUUCUGAGAAAUGGUGAGCUUCUGUUACCCGCUGACUUUUCAGACUAUCUUAGGCUUCAGAGAGAGGCUCUUUUCUAUGAACUUGAUUCUCUUGCUGAUCUCUUAAGCCAGCACCUGCUACAGUCAAGACCUGCUGUCAUGGAGGUGCAUUUCUUAAACCAAAAUACUCAAGCCUUCUUCCGAGUGUUUGGCUCUUGCAGCAAAACCAUCGAGCGGCUAAUGAGAAGGAUUACAGUGUUUGUAGAGCAGCCUGCAGCGCUGGCCUGGAGCAGUAACCCCUUCCCUCCUCAGGUGACGCUACUCGCACUGCCUCCACAAAGGCCUUCUCACCAUGACCUGGUUUUCCACUGUGGCUCUGAUGGCACUAUUGAGAACCAUGCUGGAGUCAGGUACAUUUCCAUAAAGCCUGAUAACCGAAAAUUGGCGAAUGGAACAAAUGUCUUCGGCUUGCUGAUCGAUACUUUAUUAAAGGAAGGCUUUCAUCUGGUCAGCACUAGAACCCCAGCCUCUGGAGACAAAAGUGAAUGCUAUGUCUUUGAAAGGAUAAAAAGCCCUCAAGUCCUGGGGGUUAAUAAAACACGAAAACCAGAAAAUACCACCAUACCAGUGCCAUCUCAGCAGUGAAACUGUUAAAGAGACAGUAAAGGGGAAAUGGUCUUGUUUGGAAAUUCCACACCUGGAGCAUGGAUGUCAGUCAGACUUGUACUCAGUCUGAUUUUGGAUGUUCUUUUGUACCUGCCUUCUUGCUGCUGGGCGACCAGGCCCCAGCAGUUCUUAAAGCUGCCCUGCGUGCUCUCUCAGAACAACACUGUGCCGUUGCCUUAGCACUUGGCCCUUCAAAACCUUUCGACAGGAAAUCUCACGGCUUUUAAAAACGGGCUCUGGACUUGGACUGUGUCUGAUCCUAGUUUAGUCAUUUAUUAGCUAUGUGACUUAAGCAAGGCAUUUAACAUUUCUGUGUUUCAACUUUAUUAACUAGAAACAAAAAGGGUGGUGGUUAAAGGGAACGAAGUUCUUCUGAUGGCCUGGCAUGUGGUGAGCACUCAGUAACUGUUAGUAAUGAUAAUGAUCAUGGGUCACUUAAUUUCAAACCCAUGUCUUCUGAGACCUUGGUUUCUCCCUUGCCCUUUUGUUUAUCUGCAGUGUCAGGGAUUGAACCCUCAUGCAUGCCAAGUGUCCUCUAUGACUAACUUGUAAGCCCCAGCAGCUGGUCAUUCUGCACAUAUCAUCAUAAAACCAUGUUUCCCUCAGUUAAAUAUAAGUUCUUUGAAAAGUUUCUAAUGCUACUAUAUAUACAAUAUUGUGCUAAACUUACCAAUCAUACAGUAUCUAAAUUUGGUGAAAAGUUUUGGAAUAACAUUUAAAAUACACAUAACUUAGUUUUUCUAGUGUUACAUCUGUGUUAUUUUAAACACUAGGAUAAACGUCUAAAAGAGAAAUCACUUCAUCAAAAAGUUUCUAAUGUUUGCUUAUAGUUGAGUGAAAAGCUGUUGUGUAGAAACACUUCAAAGUUUGCAAUUCAUUCAAGAAUAUCUUUUAGAUAUUUGUCUCAGUUAAGGUUUCUAUUGCUGUGAUGAAAUACCAGGACUAAAUUCAAGUUGAGGAGGAAAGGGCUUAUUCUGCUUGCCCUUCUGUGGGUGUCCCUGUAAACACCAGGACCUGCAGAGUAACCAUCCAUUUGAGGGAAGAAGGAAAUCCAGUUUAACACAACUUAGCCUGUGUUGGUUCAGACUUGAAUCUGACACUGGGCAGUUUACUUUAGUCAUAUUUAAGUACAGUACAACACUAGAAAAAAAGUUUCCUGGUGACAAUCACAAUUUAAAAAAAAGGGGUGGUGGUGGUGACAACAUUGCAAAGUACAUGUGACCUUUUCAGUAAAAAUGGGUGCUAUAGCUUAAGGUCCCAGGGGAGGAUCUGGUGUGGUUUGGUCAUCACAGAGGUCACCAAGUUACAAAGUAUGUGUGACAUCUCUCCUAGGGAUGGGUUCUAUUGACUGAGAAACAAAAUAAAAAUAAAUGUCUGGGGAGGAAGAAUCUGGGAUAAGCAUAAUAGUCUGAGGGAUUCAGGUAUGGCUUGGCAUAGAUCAUUAGUCUAUUAACUACAUCUAUUCCCCAGACUUCUGGGUGGAAAACUGGUACACGUCUCCUUAAUUGAGGAGGUGUGUUUAACAUUCUUGGUUUUCCUAGUACUUAUCUGUGAGGCACCCCUAGUGCCUAGGAAUCCUGUACCCUCUAUACACUUCCAUAUUUUAGUACAUCAUUAAAGGAAGUCAGGACGGGAGCUCAGACUGGGCAUGAACCCAAAAGCAAGAGCUAAUGCAGAGGCCAUGUUUACUGGCUUGCUCUUCAUGGCUUGCUCAUCCUGCUUUUUCUUAUAGAACCCAAGAUCACCAGCCCAGGGAUGACACCACCCACAAUGGGCUUGGCCCUCCCCCAUAAGAAAAUGUUCUAUAGGCUUACCUUCAGCCUGACCUUAUGGAAGCAUGUUUUUCAAUUGAGGUUCCCUUCUUUCAAAUGACUCUAUACUGUGUCAAUUUGACAUAAAACUAGCCAGCACAUUAUACUAAAUUCUAAAGAUUAAAAUAAACAUGGAGUAGGUAAAAAUCCUAAUUCCCAAGCAGCAUGAAUUCAAAUAAAGAAAUGCAUCACCACAGCAGAAAAAAAGCUCAAAGAUCAUCAAUAUGGAAUAAGCCAUAGAAUGAUUUAUGUAGAUUCUUAAAAAGUAUGAGGUAGGGCUGGUGAGAUGAGUUCCUGUGAGAGCUGAAGUUACUUUUAAGUUUUAAUUACUAUGCCUAAGAGAUCCAUGAAACAAAAAUACCUCUGAUCUGUAAGCCCCUUGCCUAAGGACAGAUGGUUCCUGAAAUUCUGCAGGCUAUUGUUUAUGAAGCCACAUGUCUUCCCUCCCCCAUACAAGUUUGUUUGACCCCUUUGCACCAGAUAUACUUGGUCACAUGUGGGCAGGAGGUACAUAGGCAGAGAAUACGUGAGUAUGCAUGCUUGCCCCUGAUUGGAUCUGAUGGGAAAAACUUAAGCUGCUGUAAACCAUGACUCAGGGUCCUCUUCUGGAAACCCAGAGAUGGACCUGGCCAGAGGCCACCCACCUGGCUAGUAUUUAAUUAAAGCUUGCUUCAAACUUGGCUUUAAACUGCGAUAGUGGUCUCACUUUCGACUGGUGGGAGUAACAUUUGAUCCUGAGAACCUACAUAGUAGGAGAAAACUGACUCCUAAAAGUUGUUCUUUGACUUGCACAUGUUCCAUGGUGCACACAUGUACACACACGAAUGCAUGAGCAACCUCCAAGAUUGUAAAAAAAAAAAAAAAAAUGAAGCAGAGCUGGUUGUAGUGGCACAUAUCUUUAAUCCUAGUACAUAGGAGGCAUGUGGAUUUCUCUGAGUUCAAGGCCAGCUUGGUCUACAUUCCUAGUUUCAAAGGCUAUCCAGGGCUAUGUAUUAAGACAUGGUCUCAAACAAAAUAAAACAAAUAUGCAACAGUAUAGAAGCCUAUGAGGGAGGGAUGUCAAUAUAAGGGUGGUGGUGGUGGUGGGGAAUCCCUAGAACACAGGCUUGGUGAAAAGUGGCGUACGCCUUUAAUCCUACUUGGGAAGCAGAGACAGGUGGAUCUCUGUGAAUUCUAGGCCAACCUAGUCUAUAGAGUGAGACUGUGUCUCCAAACAAAAGUUCUAGGGUACAUAUAUGUAUAUAUAGUUUCCAUUUAUAGAAAAAUAUCUAUACACAUUUAAUGGAUGGAAUUUUCAAUAAAAAUGCAAAUCACUUGAGAGGAAAUUAAGUAGAAUUUAGGUAUGGAUGAAAGAUGUUUCACUAGACCAUGUGGGUAUAUAGCUAUUAAAACUAUACAUUCAUCAAUAUCUUCAGCUACAAAUCCUGCAACCUGUUAUAGUGACCUGCCUGCAAGAUACCUUGGUGCAACAGUGACACAAUUAUUAUUGGAGUAACCAGUCACGCUCUGAUCAGAUUUAAGGCCUGACUUCAUGAGAUGGAACCCAUGCCUGACACUGCUAAAGUGACCAAGAACCUGAGACUAGACAGAUCACGGGUCUAGGGGAAAACCUAAUACUGUUAUUCUACUAAAGGAAUAUAGCAAUAGAAUGACUCCUAAUGACAUUCUGAUAUAUCCAUAGAUUAGUGCUUCACUCAGCUCCCAUCAGAGAAACUUCUUCUUGUAAUAGACGGCAACUAACACAGAGACCCACAACUGGACUAUGUGGAGGGAGGGAGGGACUUUGGAGCAUCAGUCCUAAAUUCAAAGCCCUCCCUUCAAGGCUCAGGGGUCUAUACAGAAGGAGGUGGAAAGACUAUAAAAGCCAGAGGUGAUGCAUGAUUCUGAGGAGACAGUGUCUUCCAGACACAACAGGAUUCAUGCACAUAUGAACUCAGAGAGGCUAUGGCAAGCACACACAAGGCCUACACACAGGUUCAAGCCAGAUGGAGUCCUAGCACUGAGGGGGAAGUAGGCACAGGCUCCCACCCCAAGGGAUAAGCUAUCUGCACCCGAUGACAAAGGGAAAACUCAUUUUUCUCCAGUGGAAUCUUACUGGGUAUAUUAACCAGACUUUAGGGCAGACCCCACACGCUGCAGGAGAC